This is a messenger RNA of Melospiza melodia melodia, 4010 nucleotides long. RefSeq names its product jumonji domain containing 4 (gene JMJD4). Bases 318 to 1595 code for a protein of 425 amino acids. The record is from RefSeq and is a predicted model, not a curated record. NCBI's taxonomy places the organism in Eukaryota, Metazoa, Chordata, Aves, Passeriformes, Passerellidae. The transcript has 7 exons. Gene Ontology annotation, biological process: positive regulation of translational termination; protein hydroxylation. Gene Ontology annotation, cellular component: cytoplasm; nucleus. Gene Ontology annotation, molecular function: sequence-specific DNA binding; 2-oxoglutarate-dependent dioxygenase activity.
ACGCAGAGGUUCCGGCGGCGCCCGCCAUAGGCUUUCAUUGUCGCUGCCGACGCCGCCAUUCGCGCCGCGGGGCUGUCCCGAGGGGAGCGGGGGACAGAACCAGCUCUGACAAGAGGAAGAAACAUCCAUAAAAACCAUCCAUUUUCCAGCUAUCCCAAAAACAAUGCAAAACCCAAAUUAUCCCAACACUCAUUCCCCCUCAAUCUCCCCAUGAUUUCCCACACUUUUAAAUCCUCAAAUCCCAUUUUUAGCAGGGCUUUUUUUUGGGAUUAUUUCUCCAAAUUCCUUGGCUCGGCCAGGAAUUUUUUGCAGCCUGCAUGGACAGAGCAACCUUUGCCUGUUCCACCGCUUUUUUCCGGGAUUUUGGGAAUUCUUCUCCGGGUGCUCUCCCCGGGGGCCACGUGGAUUUUAUUGACAAAGUUGAUUCCUUCACUUAUUCCGAUUUUUUCCGGGAUUAUCUCAUUCCCAACCACCCCUGCAUUUUCUCAGCCAAGUUCACCGAGGAUUGGGGCAGCAGGAAAAAUUGGGUGACGUGGGAUGGGAAACCCAACUUUGAGCAUCUCCUGCAGAAGUUUGGAGAAGCCGUGGUGCCCGUUGCCAACUGCGACGUCAAGGAGUACAACUCCAACCCCAAGGAGCAGCUGCCCUUCAAGGAAUACGUGCAGUAUUGGCGGGAAUACAUCAGGAACGGCCACCGCUCCCCAAGGGGCUGCCUCUACCUCAAGGACUGGCACCUGAGCAGAGCUUUUCCAGAGCAGGAUGUUUACACCACUCCCGUGUAUUUUUCCUCGGAUUGGCUCAAUGAAUAUUGGGAUGCCGUGGCUGUGGAUGAUUUUAGGUUCGUCUACAUGGGACCCAAGGGAUCCUGGACGCCAUUCCACGCCGACGUCUUCCGCUCCUACAGCUGGUCGGCCAACGUGUGUGGCAGGAAGAAAUGGCUGCUGUAUCCCGCGGGACAGGAGGAAUUCCUGAAGGAUCGCCACGGCAAUCUCCCCUUCGACGUGACGGCUCCGGAUCUUCGGGACAAGAGGAUUUAUCCGCGCUACAGCCAGAGCCAGCCCCCUCUGGAGAUUCUCCAGGAGGCCGGGGAGAUCGUCUUCAUCCCCAGCGGGUGGCACCACCAGGUUCACAACCUGGAGGACACCAUCUCCAUCAACCACAACUGGGUGAACGGCUGCAACGUGGCCGUCAUGUGGAGCUUCCUGCAGGAUGAGCUGGCGGCCGUCCAGAGGGAGAUCAGCCAAUGGAAGGAUCCCAUGGACGAUUGGCACCUCCAGUGCCAGCUGAUCAUGAAAUCCUGCACGGGCAUCGACUACAAGGAGUUCUACAACUUCCUCAGAGUCAUCGCGGAGAACCGGAUCUCGGUGCUGGAGAAGGGCCUGGACGAGGAAUCCUCACCCCAGAACAAUUCCAAGGCCGCCAUUUCCACCCUGGGGAUGCUGCACGCCGUGUUCGACCUCAAGCGGACGGCGAAGGUGCUGAGCUCGUUAAGCGCUAACGAGGAUUUCCGCCAGCUGGACCUGACCUCGCUGAGCCCCUCUCCAGAGGCUCUGCUCCAGCACCUGGAGUCGGCCAUAGACACGGCCCUGCUCUGAAUUCCUGCUGUUCCAAGAGCUUUUCCAAAGGGUUUUCAGGAGGAAAUGGACUGGGACAAGAGUUUGUUCCAGUGGGAGGAGGAAGAAUGGUAGGAAGGAGAACGUUCCCAAGGUUCUGAGUGAUUUGCAGGAAUUAAGGAAAAACCAUCCCAGCUAAACGAAAAUCCAAAUUUUUUUGGGAUUCUGAGCAUCACUCAGGGCAAAAAUUUCCUUUCCCUGUGGAUCAAGUCUGGAAGUGGAAUGAAGCAAAUUCCCUGUGCUUAAGCUCAGCUUUGUUAAAACCUCUCCUCUUCCAGAUGCAGCUCAGCUUUUCCAUCAUUUUUUAGGGAAUUCCAGCUGCUGAAUUCCAUGGAAUUCCAUGGAAGCUGAGCAGGAGCCAGCACCUGGAAUCAGCCAUAGACACGGCCCUGCUCUGAAUUCCUGCUGUUCCAAGAGGUUUCCAAAGGUUGGGAGAAGGAAAUGGACUGGGACAAGAGGUUUACUCCAGCAGGAGGAGGGAGAAUGGAAGGAGGGAGAACAUUUGGGAAGGAGGGAGAACAUUCCCAAGGUUCUGAGUGGUUUGCAGGAAUUAAGGAAAAAAACAUCCCAGCCAAAGGAAAAUCCAAAAUUUUUUAGGAUUCUGAGCAUCACUCAGGGCAAAAAUUCCCUGUGGAUCAAGUCUGGAAGCGGAAUGAAGCAAAUUCCCUGUGCUUAAGCUCAGCUUUGUUAAAACCUCUCCUCUUCCCGGUGUAGCUCAGCUUUUCCAUUCCUUUUUUAGGGAAUUCCAUGGAAUCUGAGCUGGAGCCAGGAUUUGGGAAUGUUGAUUCCAUGUCUUCCAAAGUGGGAUUUCCAAGGCUGAGACGCUCAGGAUUAAAUUAAAUUUAAUUCAACUCCAAGCAAAACCUGCCUUGGUAUAUCCCAAUAAAAAGCAGGAAUGGGAAUGCGCUCCCAAAAUUCCAAGCCCCAGAAUUCCCUCCAGGAAAGAUCAGGAAAGUUCUGAGUGGUUUGGAGGAAUUAGGGAAAAACCAUUCCCAGCCAAAGGAAAAUCCAAAAUUUUUUAGGAUUCUGAGCAUCACUCAGGGCAAAAAUUUCCUUUCCCUGUGGAUCAAGUCUGGAAGCGGAAUGAAGCAAAUUCCCUGUGCUUAAGCUCAGCUUUGUUAAAACCUCUCCUCUUCCAGAUGCAGCUCAGCUUUUCCAUCAUUUUUUAGGGAAUUCCAGCUGCUGAAUUCCAUGGAAUUCCAUGGAAGCCUGAGCACUAGCCAGCACCUGGAAUCAGCCAUAGGCACGGCCCUGCUCUGAAUUCCUGCUGUUCCAAGAGCUUUUCCAAAGGUUGGGAGAAGGAAAUGGACUGGGACAAGAGGUUUACUCCAGCAGGAGGAGGGAGAAUGGAAGGAGGGAGAACAUUUGGGAAGGAGGGAGAACAUUCCCAAAGUUCUGAGUAGUUUGCUGGAAUUAAGGAAAAAAACAUCCCAGCCAAAGGAAAAUCCAAAAUUUUUUAGGAUUCUGAGCAUCACUCAGGGCAAAAAUUCCCUGUGGAUCAAGUCUGGAAGUGGGAUGAAGCAAAUUCCCUGUGCUUAAGCUCAGCUUUGUUAAAACCUCUCCUCUUCCAGAUACAGCUCAGCUUUUCCAUCCUUUUUUAUGGAAUUCCAGCUGGUGAAUUCCAUGGAAGCUGAGCUGGAGCCCGGAUUUGGGAAUGUUGAUUCCACGUCUUCCAAAGUGGGAUUUCCAAGGCUGAGACGCUCAGGAUUAAAUUUAAUUUAAUUCAACUCCCGGCAAAACCUGCCUUGACUCAUCCCAAUAAAAAGCAGGAAUGGGAAUGUGCUCCCAAAAUUCCAAGCCCCAGAAUUCCCUCCAGGAAAGAUCAGGAAAGUUCUGGGUGGUUUGGAGGAAUUAAGUAAAAAAAAAAAAAACAUCCCAGCUAAAGGGAAAUCCCAAUUUUUUGAGGAUUCUGAGCAGGCACUCAGGGAAAAAAUUCCUUGUGGAAUUUUUUUGUGGAUCCAGCACCUCCUGCACGCUUCCACAGCACAAUUCCCACCCAGAAUAUUCCCAGAGGAACCCCCAACCCCCCCUCCUGCUUUUCCUUGGAAAAAUCCCAAAACCUGGAAGCACAAAUGGCUGCACACUGUUACCUUCAGGCCUCGCUUGAACUCUUCCCGAAAUCAAAGCCGAGAAAAACUUGGAAUUUCGGGAAGUUUUAGGAAGUCAAACUGAAAAUCCACCUCGUUUUCCUUGAAUUCCUUGGAAUUUUUACCCCCCCUGCACUUUGCAUGUCCUUUUCCAGUAGGAAUUUUGCAUUUUUUCUUCGUUCCAAAAAUACCAAGGAGUCGUUUUCCCGGAUUCUUGAAGACGACAGAAAUUGGAAUAAGGAGCACGCAGAGCCUGGAAUCUUCAAAAUUCCAAAGUUUUAUUUAAAUAAAAAUUCCUGGCAAACUUCCA